This is a messenger RNA of Chaetomium globosum CBS 148.51, 1215 nucleotides long. RefSeq lists its product as uncharacterized. Gene Ontology annotation, biological process: response to nutrient; branched-chain amino acid catabolic process. The coding region runs from base 1 to 1215 and encodes 404 amino acids. The transcript has 2 exons. Gene Ontology annotation, molecular function: catalytic activity. The record is from RefSeq and is a predicted model, not a curated record. NCBI's taxonomy places the organism in Eukaryota, Fungi, Ascomycota, Sordariomycetes, Sordariales, Chaetomiaceae.
AUGAAGGGUUCAUCACUCCGCGCCCUGUCGAGGGCAUUGGCACGAGGAUCGCCUCUCGCACCGUCUGCUCCCGCGCUUGUGGCCUCUCGGCGACGGUACUACUCGACACACCCACCCAAUGCGAAGCUCAACCUCCCGACCGACUACUCAACAACACCCCUACUCUCCCACUCGUCACAAUCAGCGUUGGCCAACCCAGAGCUGCCACCCGAAGUGCGCAAUGGCACGACCAAGCGCAUGAACCUCUUCCAGGCGGUCAACGACGCACUAUCCAUCGCGCUCGCCGAGGACGAGUCGGUCAUGAUCUUCGGCGAGGACGUCGCGUUCGGCGGCGUCUUCCGCUGCACGGGCAAGCUGGCCGAGACGUACGGGGGCGACCGGGUGUUCAACACGCCGCUGACGGAGCAGGGGAUCAUGGGCUUCGCCAUCGGCGUUGCGGCCGAGGGCAUGCGGCCCGUGGCCGAGAUCCAGUUCGCCGAUUACGUCUACCCGGCCUUUGACCAGCUGGUCAACGAGGCCGCUAAAUUCCGCUACCGCGACGGCGCGUGCGGCCGCAGCUCGGGCGGCCUCACCGUCAGGAUGCCUUGCGGCGGCGUCGGCCACGGCGCCCUGUACCAUUCGCAGUCUCCCGAGAGCUUGUUCACCCACAUCCCCGGGCUGCGUGUCAUCAUGCCCCGGUCGCCGCUUCAAGCGAAGGGGCUGCUGCUCUCGGCCAUCCGCAGCAACGACCCCUGCGUGUUUAUGGAGCCCAAGAUUCUGUACCGGGCGGCGGUCGAGCAGGUCCCGACCGCGUCGUACACCCUCCCGUUGUCGAAGGCGGAGGUGUUGAAGGAGGGCUCCGACGUCACCAUCGUGUCGUACGGCCAGCCUCUGUACAAGUGCGAGGCGGCGCUCAAACAGGCUGAGAAGGAUCUGGGCAUAUCGGUCGAGCUUAUCGACCUGAGGACCAUUUACCCGUGGGACAAGGAGACCGUGUUCAAGAGCGUCCGCAAGACGGGGCGGUGUCUCGUUGUUCACGAGGCUAUGAUCAACGCUGGUGUCGGCGCCGAGGUCGCCGCGGCGGUCCAGGAAGACCCCGAAACGUUUGUCAGGUUGGAGGCGCCCGUUGCUCGGGUUGCUGGGUUCAGCAUACACACUCCGUUGUUGUACGAGGCGUUGAAUGCGCCGGAUGUUGCCAGGAUAUAUGACAAUAUCAAGAAAGUAUUGGAUUAUUAA